GACAUUUAAUACGCGAUAAAUGCGUUUAAGAUACUUGUCGGAGUUAGGUGAUAUAUCAAGUCCCUUACGCAUUGUGAACUGUGACAUACCGAUACCGGUUGCGACAAGUGCAAGUUGAGCUCUGCAACUUUGAAACAGUUUUACAGCGAGCAAGUGAAGACGCCGUUUGUCGCUAUUUGUCUUACAUACACACCUGUGUCAAUUUAAAGAUGUUGAAGGCGCUGUUCCUGAUUGCUUUUAUGGCGUAUGCCACUGCGAACAACACGACCGAUAAGAAAAUCGUUUGCUACUAUGGUAGCUGGUCAGCUUAUCGUCCUGGACUUGGAAGAUUCGAACCAACCGACAUAGAUCCCACUCUAUGCACUCAUAUAAUCUAUACUUUCAUUGGUAUCUCUAAGAACGGUGACAUCAGAAUAUUGGAUAAGUGGAUGGAUCUACCAACAGGUAGAGAUGGUUAUGGAAAAUUCACCAGACUUCGUCGACUGAAUCCAGAAAUGAAAGCUUUGAUAGCGAUAGGUGGUUGGAACGAAGGUUCCUCCAAGUAUUCCAAGGUUUUCGCGAAUCCUAUAAAACGUGCGCAAUUCAUCCAGAACGUGAUUACAUUUCUUCAGAUGUACGAUUUCGACGGUUUCGACGUCGACUGGGAAUAUCCGAACCAACGUGGCGGCAAUCCAGUCGACAUACAGAACUAUGUCACGUUGUUGAAGGAGCUGAGAGAAGAAUUCGACAAACACGAUUACAUCCUAAGCGUGGCGGUCGGUGCUGCCGAAAACUCAGCUUCUAAAUCUUAUGAUAUCUCACAAAUGUCUCAAUAUCCUCACUUAAUUAAUUUGAUGGUGUACGACUUGAAUGGACCGUGGAACGAUUUCACAGCGGUUAACGCUCCUCUAUAUCCGUCCUCUCAGGAAUAUGGGAAACAAGCUAAGCUCAACAUGCAUCGGUCUAUUGAAUAUUGGCUUGAACAAGGUGCACCAGCUGACAAACUCGUUGUUGGUAUUCCUGCUUAUGGUAGAUCUUUCACCUUGGCGAAUUCCUCGGAGAACGGCAUAGGUUCUAAAGCCAUUGGUCCUGGAAAAGCUGGUCCUUACACGCGAGAAGAUGGUAUGCUUGGUUACAACGAGAUCUGCGAAUACAUUCGACGAGGAUGGACGGUGCAACGCGAACCUGAACAACGUGUACCUUAUGCUUUCAAGGGCAACCAAUGGGUUGGAUACGACGAUACUAUAUCUGUCGAAGAGAAGGCCAAGUACGUCAUGUCUAAGGGACUUGGUGGUAUAAUGAUAUGGAGCAUCGAAACCGAUGACUUCAAUGGUGUAUGUGGUAAUAAGUAUCCGCUUCUACGCACCAUAAAUAUGGUGUUGAAAGGAUAUACUCCAACUUCUGCUUCAUCGCGUGUCGAAACUAAACCACCAACACUAUCGUCAUCGGAUUCUGCAUGCACUCAGGAAGACUAUGUUCGAGAUCCAAAAGAUUGUUCAGUAUUUCACUAUUAUCGACACGUACGCAACAAAUAUCUGGUAAAUACAUUUCAUUGCAUUUCUGGAAUUGUAUUUGAUAAAACGUUCGAUGGUUGCAAUUAUAGAUAUGAGAUGUAAUGUUCCUGGUUGUUAGAUCAAUGCGAAGAUAUAAAAUAAGAUAUGCGUUACAUUAAACGAGAUAAUGUAUUUUGUAACGGAACGUAAUAUUUUAAAUACAGUUCUAAACAUACUGUAAUAAAUGAUUAUAAAAGAAAAUUAA
Molecule: messenger RNA, 1737 nt
Organism: Bombus pyrosoma
Lineage: Eukaryota; Metazoa; Arthropoda; Insecta; Hymenoptera; Apidae
Product: chitinase-3-like protein 1
Biological process (GO): carbohydrate metabolic process; chitin catabolic process
Cellular component (GO): extracellular region
Molecular function (GO): chitin binding; chitinase activity
Source: RefSeq, a predicted model, not a curated record